CUGGGUCAGACAUUGGAUCGUCUGGCCCGACAGCGGGCAUCGGUUCACCAGGCAUGACAGCAGGCACUGGGUCAUCAGGCAUUGGAUCGUCUGGCUCGACAGCGGGCAUCGGGUCACCAGGCAUGACAGCGGGUACUGGGUCAUCAGGCAUGGGAUUUUCUGGCUCGACAGCGGGCAUCGGGUCACCAGGUAUGACAGCGGGCACUGGGUCACCAGGCAUCAGGUCAUUUGGCUCGCCAGCAGGCACCGCGUCAUCUGGCAAGGCAGUGGGCACCGAGUCACCAGGCACGACAGUGGGCUCCGAGUCAACUGGCAUGACCGCGGGCACUGGGUCAGACAUUGGAUCACUGGCCCGACAGCGGGCAUCGAGUCACCAGGCAUGACAGCGGGCACUGGGUCAUCAGGCAUUGGAUCGUCUGGCUCGACAGCGGGCAUCGGGUCACCAGGCAUGACAGCGGGUACUGGGUCAUCAGGUACCGGAUCGUCUGGAUCGACAGCGGGCAUCGAGUCAGCUGGCCUAAUGGAAUCAUCAGGCUGGAUCAGCUGGGUAGAGGCAUCAGGCUGAAUUGUGGGCGCCGAGGCACAAGGC
Molecule: messenger RNA, 589 nt
Organism: Staurois parvus
Lineage: Eukaryota; Metazoa; Chordata; Amphibia; Anura; Ranidae
Source: the annotation of a GenBank genome assembly